Molecule: messenger RNA, 755 nt
Organism: Triticum aestivum (bread wheat)
Lineage: Eukaryota; Viridiplantae; Streptophyta; Magnoliopsida; Poales; Poaceae
Product: pyrophosphate--fructose 6-phosphate 1-phosphotransferase subunit beta 1-like
Exons: 2
Coding region: 11-403 (130 amino acids)
Source: RefSeq, a predicted model, not a curated record
CGCACGUCGCAUGACCUCAUGCCCCCGCGCCGUUCCUCCCGCAGCCGGGCGCGGGCCGCAGGUCACCGAGCCGCCGCCUCGGAGCCGCCGCCGGAGCCGCCCUUCACCGCGGGCCACGGGAGCCGCCGCGCCCUUCGCCGCAGGUCGCCGCCCGAGCCGUCGCAGUGUACAGCGAGGUGCAGACGAGCCGCAUCGGCACACGCUGCCCCUUCCCUCCGUCCUCCGCUUCCAUUUCACACUCGCCGACGGGCCCACCACCACCGCCGCCGCGGGAAGCCCCGAUGAGAUCGCCAAGCUGUUCCCGAACUUGUACGGUCAGCCUUCGGCCGAGCCGGUCACAUCGAAGCUGCUCAAGAUCAGCGUCGUGCUUUCUGGUGGCCAGGCUCUAGGCGGCAGAAUGUGAUCUGCGACGUCUUUGAUAAGUGCGAGUGAUCUCUAGCUGCACGUUCGUUUAGCACUAGCUGAGACCAAUUGAAAUUGGAAAUAGGUGUUCAUAAUUGAAUUAAAAAGGUGUUAGUGCACUGCGUCAGUCUCUUCUUUGAUGGAAAAUAUGAGGAUAGAUCUUUUUAGAUUUUGUUGCUUUGAUGUGUUUCCUGAAUAAUUCUUGUCGUUGACUUGUCAUGGUUGGUGUUGUGGAUCUGAUUACCCGCGGGAGCGUGCCAAAGGCAGCACCUGUAUGGAUUCAGCGGAGGCCCGGCUGGUGUCAUGAAGGGAAGUACGUCCAGGUGACUGCUGAUUUCAUGUAUCCCUAAUGA